Messenger RNA from Neoarius graeffei (lesser salmon catfish), 5245 nucleotides. Its product is annotated as NACHT, LRR and PYD domains-containing protein 12-like. The record is from RefSeq and is a predicted model, not a curated record. Bases 141 to 3050 code for a protein of 969 amino acids. The transcript has 11 exons. Gene Ontology annotation, molecular function: protein binding. NCBI's taxonomy places the organism in Eukaryota, Metazoa, Chordata, Actinopteri, Siluriformes, Ariidae.
GUUCUUGUCUCCACCUUCUGCUCUGGAAAUCUGAUUAUUAAACCAGUCAAGUUGGUUUGAGUGAAAGUGAAAAUCCAUUUUGCAAUGAAAGGACUGUAAAAGGUUUCAGGAGAAAAACGCAAAGAGACACGACCUCCAAAAUGAGUGUUUCUGGGGAACAGGACACAAAGAAAGAUGAGAGUCUGAUUCAGGGUAAGAGAUCAGACUCACCUGAACCCAGCUGUGUGUCCAUGAAGAGUGACUGGUCAGUAGAGCGUCCAAUACACUUUAGAGACACAGACUGUGCUCCUGAUCUGAGACCACAGAAGAACACAUCAAAAAUCGCUGAGAAGAGUCAUUUGGAGGCCAUAUUCAAGGAUCUGGAGCACAAAUUCAUCACUGUGAUAAAGAAGGAGCUGAAGAGGUUUAAGAAGCUCCUGAGUCCAGAUUCCCCAGCAUGCUCUGAGAGAGAGGUGGAGGAUGAGGAGGAUCAGAGCAGUGUCAGAGAGGGAGUGCUGAAGAUCACACUGCACUUCCUGAAGAACAUGAACCACCCAGAUCUCGCUUACACACUGAAGAACAAACACAUCUCUGUGUAUCAGCAAAAACUCAAAUCCAAACUGAGAGAGAAAUGUAAAAGAAUUAAUGAAGGAAUCUCACAGCAUGGAAGCUCAGCUCUUCUGAAUGAGAUCUAUACAGAGCUCUACAUCACAGAGGGUUGGAGUGGAGACGUCAAUAAAGAACAUGAGGUGAGACAGAUUGAGACGGUGUCCAGGAGACCAGCAACACAGGAGACACCCAUCAAAUGUAGUGAUCUCUUUAAAGACACAUCCAUCAAAAGUGUGCUGACUAAAGGAGUUGCUGGAAUUGGAAAAACAGUCUCUGUGCAGAAGUUCAUUCUGGACUGGACUGAAGGAGAAGCGAAUCAGGACGUCACCUUCAUGUUUCCACUUCCCUUUAGAGAGCUGAAUCUGAUGAAGGAGAGAAAUCUCAGUCUGAUGAAUCUUCUUCAUCACUUUUUCCCAGAAAUGAAAGAAUUACAAAUAAUAGACUGUGAUAUGAACAAAGUCCUGUUCAUAUUUGAUGGUCUGGAUGAGUGUCGACUUCCUCUAAAUUUCCACAACAACAAGAGAUUGUGUGAUGUGACAGAGUCGGCCUCAGUGGAUGUGCUGAUGACAAACCUCAUCAAGGGGAAUCUGCUUCCCUCUGCUCUCCUCUGGAUAACCUCUCGACCAGGAGCAGCCAAUCAGAUCCCUCCUGUGUGUGUACACCAGGUAACAGAGGUACGAGGGUUCAGUGACCCUCAGAAAGAACAGUACUUCAGGAAGAGGAUCAGUGAUCAGAGUCUGGCUAAUAAAAUCAUCACACACAUGAAGACUUCAAGAAGCCUCUACAUCAUGUGCCACAUCCCAGUCUUCUGCUGGAUCUCAGCCACUGUUCUCGAGAGAAUGUUGGGUGAAGCAGAGAGUGGAGAGAUCCCCAAGACUCUGACUCAAAUGUUCACACGCUUCCUGAUCUUUCAGAUCAAACACAAGUUCCAAAAGUUUGAUCAGAAAUGUGAGCCUGAUCCUCAGCAGAUCAGAGAGAGUAUCCUGGCACUGGGAAAACUGGCUUUCCAACAGCUGGAGAAAGGAAACCUGAUCUUCUAUGAGGAAGACCUGAGAGAGUGUGGCAUUGAUGUGAGAGAAGUGUCAGUGUACUCAGGAGUGUGUACCCAAAUCUUCAGAGAGGAGUUUGGGCUUCACCUGGGGAAGGUGUUCAGCUUUGUACAUCUGAGUGUUCAGGAGUUUCUGGCUGCAUUAUAUGCAUUUCUGUCCUUCCUCAGCAGAAAUGUAACAGAACAACAAACCACUGAUCUGUCUGAUCUUUUCAGCAAGUCAAACAUGUCUGAUUUCCUCAGGAGUGCAGUGAACAAGGCCUUACAGAGUGAGAAUGGACACCUGGACCUGUUCCUCCGCUUCCUUCUGGGUCUCUCACUGGAGUCCAAUCAGACUCUCUUACAAUACCUACUGCCCCAGACAGGAAGCAGCUCUCACAGCCAACAGGAAACAGUUGAGUACAUCAAGGAGAAGAUCAGGGAGAAUCCAUCUCCAGAGAAAUCCAUCAAUCUGUUCCACUGUCUGAAUGAACUGAAUGAUCAUUCUUUAGUGCAGGAAGUACAACAUUACCUGAAGAGUGGAGAUGUGUUGUGUCUCAGAGGAGUCAAACUCUCUCCUUCUCAGUGGUCAGCUCUAGUUUUUGUGUUGCUGACCUCAGAAGCGAAUCUGGAGGAAUUUGAUUUGAAGAAAUACGACCCAUCCGAGGAAUGUUUUCUGAGACUGGUGCCAGUGGUCAAAGCUUCCAAAAAAGCUGUUCUGUGUGGGUGUAAUCUGACAGAGGAAAGCUGUCGAGUUCUGUCCUCAGUUCUCAGCUCAAACUCCUCCAGUCUGAGAGAACUGGACCUGAAUACCAAUAACCUGCAGGAUUCAGGAGUGAAGCUGCUCUCUGCUGGACUAAAGAAUCCACACUGUACACUGGAGAUACUGAGUCUGUGGAAUUGUGAUCUAACAGAGGAAAGCUGUAGAGUUCUGUCCUCAGUUCUCAGCUCAAACUCCUCCAGACUGAGAGAACUGGACCUGAGUAACAAUAACCUGCAGGAUUCAGGAGUGAAGCUGCUCUCUGCUGGACUGGAGAAUCCACAUUGUACACUGGAGAUACUGAGUCUGCGUGCAUGUAAACUGAGAGAGGAAAGCUGUAGAGUUCUGUCCUCAGUUCUCAGCUCAAACUCCUCCAGUCUGAGAGAACUGAACCUGAAUACCAAUAACCUGCAGGAUUCAGGAGUGAAGCUGCUCUCUGCUGGACUGGAGAAUCCACACUGUACACUGGAGACACUGAGGUUGUGUGGCUGCAGUAUUACUGGUGAAGGUUGUGCUGCUCUGGUUUCAGCUCUGAGGUCAAAUCCCUCAUCACACCUGAGAGAACUGAAUCUGAACUGCAAUAAACCAGGAGAAUCAGGAGUGAAGCUGCUCUCUGAUCUACUGAAGGAUCCACACUGUACACUGGAGACACUACAGUUCAGGACCGUUUUCUAAUCUGAACAUUCACUGAAACUCUUGACUUGAUCUGCAUGAUUUUAUACUUUGUGUUGCUGCCACAUGAUUGGUUGAUUGGAUAACUGAAUUAUGGGCAGGUGUAGACCCCGAAGCUGUUUGUUUUCAGGAUAAUGGCUGGCUGAUGAAAUUAUUGGCUGGCUAGCUGACUCAGCCAAAACCUUAAUGGCUGCUGCAGCCACCAAAAUGUUUAUGGCUACAAAUGGCUGAUACUGGACGUCACUGUGUGGCAUAUAUCCGGGCGAACGGAUCAAACAAAUGGGGGGAAUAAAUAGCAAAUUACCACAGGUCCCCUGGUCUCUUACUUCAUUGUAAAUAUAAAUCUAGCAAGAUUGUAGUUCAAUGCUAAUAAUAAGCUAAUCUGGAUUGUUCGAGGAAGGCAUCUAGCUAUCUACUCUCACUAGCAAUGACCAGUGAAGGACUGGCAGCUAUCUUACUAUGAUGAAAGUAGAGUGGUGGAGUACUUUUUUUUUAUCAAUCUCAAAGUAUGUGAAACAAACAAACAAACAAAAAAAAAUACCUUUACACUUUCCCUCAGCAGCAGCAAAGAAUGCAGCCAUCUCGUCGAUAUCGGAGUUGAUUGAUGCUCUGGGUGGGUUCCCGGGUUCCCCAGUGUAUCGUGGUAACAGUUUGAGGGGCGGGAAGCCAGACAGGUAGUCACAACGGCAAGCUUGUGGUGGCUCUCUGUGCUGUGAUAUCAGUUCUAAAUCUCUACAGUGUAUGCCUAUACGUCUCUAUUGUGUUACUACUAGUGUGUACAGUUGAUCAUGUUUGUGUCACUUUUCUUGUAGCUCAUGAUGUGGAUAAACCCAUUAUUUGAUGUACACAAUUCUUAGUGGCUCAGCCAAAUUUUAUUAGAUAGCGGCUCAAAUUGGCUUACAAAAUUAUUGGCUGGCGGCGGCUCAAAUUCUAAAUGGCGGUUUUAGCGGCGCCUUCGGGGUCUAGGCAGGUGUACAGGUGUUCCUAAAAAAGUGGACAGUGAGUGUGUGUGACUGUUACUGUUUUAAAAGGAUGAUGAUAGUGGUUAAGAUUUUGCGUUUCCAAUACUCUGUUUUUUACUUAGAUGAUGUACAUAUCAGGACUAUAAACAUGAAGCAGCGGAGAUAAAUAAACUGAAGUUUGAGAAUAGUUUGACUUUUACAAAAUAAAGAGAUUAUCUGGAAAAAGGGCUGUUUCCAGAACAGGGUUUAAAUUAAGGCAUGAGUUGGCAGGGUGGACUGAAAUAAUAAUUCAGGCCAGGAAUUUAACUCCAUCCCAGGCCACCCUGUUCACACAAACCACCAGACCGCUAAUUCUGUAGGCUAACCAUGGACUUCAUUUUGGUUUGAAAAGUUCUGGGGACACAGAUGGGACUUUACAUGAUCCUACCUGUCACUGGCCUAUUGCAUUGUCUUCCUCUGCUAUUACGAUGAGCAUAACCAGGCCCGGCCCUUACCAAUUCGACACCCUAGGCAAGAUUUUAGGUGGCGCCCCCUCCCCAACACCAGUUAAAGCCACUGAUAGUGUAUCUAUACCUACAAGAAAUGGAAUAGCUUUGUCUUAAAACAUUCUUUUAUUUAAACAAAAAAAUUGCACGUUCAAAAUACUUAAUUAAAGGCAUUAAAUAAAGAAAUUGCACAUUCAAAAUAUUUAAUACUGAAUUAAAGAAACAAAUACAAAAUAUGAACUGAAUAUAUGAAACAUAAUAUAAAUGGCUUACAUAAAGUAUUACAUUUACAGUACUCCCAAAAUAAAAAAUGUAAACAAGUGUUGUAAUUCGUAAAUGCAAUAUAAAUAAGGCAUUGCACAAAAUAAGAUAUUAAAGAAACCAGUGUGCAUGAAAAAUACAAGGAUUUAAAUAAAAAUAAAAAAAUAUAAAAUUGUGAUAUUAAAAAGACCUCUAGUGGUGUUUUUUGGUACUGCCUUCAACUUCAACUAUUGAAAAACUAAAUGUAGAACAGGGGGAAAAAACUGUUGAUAUGUAACUAUAUGUGUAUAUGUUGAUAUUGAAUAUAGUACAAGGGAAAUACUAGUUUACUAUAUGUUAUGUUGUGCUGCUUUCCUAUUUUUUUCUCUCAGCACUUUGAUGUCUGUCCUGUCUCUGUCCACGUAUGGGAGAGUGAAAAACGUAAUUUCAGCUCCUUUGUAUGACUGGUGCAUGUGAGGAAAUUGACAAUAAAAGUUGAACUUGAACAACA